Molecule: messenger RNA, 2795 nt
Organism: Pelobates fuscus (common spadefoot toad)
Lineage: Eukaryota; Metazoa; Chordata; Amphibia; Anura; Pelobatidae
Gene: UFL1
Product: UFM1 specific ligase 1
Exons: 19
Coding region: 65-2455 (796 amino acids)
Biological process (GO): protein K69-linked ufmylation; response to endoplasmic reticulum stress; regulation of proteasomal ubiquitin-dependent protein catabolic process
Cellular component (GO): endoplasmic reticulum membrane
Molecular function (GO): UFM1 ligase activity
Source: RefSeq, a predicted model, not a curated record
UUCCGUAGUCGCUUUGCUGACGUGUGUGUGAGUGGAGAAAGCUGAAGUUCCUCUAACACCAGCUAUGUCUGCAGACUGGGAAGAAAUCAGACGGCUGGCAGCUGACUUCCAGCGAGCCCAGCUCAGUGACACUGUGCAGAGGUUAUCUGAGCGUAACUGUAUCGAGAUUGUUUCCAAGUUAAUCGCUGAGAAACAGCUGGAUGUUGUUCAUACUCUUGAUGGAAAAGAAUAUGUCACGCCAACACAGAUUACCAAGGAAAUAAGAGAUGAACUUCAGGUUCGAGGGGGUCGAGUGAACAUUGUUGAAUUACAGCAGGUGGUCAAUGUUGAUCUAACUCAUAUUGAAAGCAGAGCGAAUGAACUUGUCAAGCUAGACAAAAGUAUCCAGCUGGUGCUGGGACAGCUUGUGGAUGACAACUACCUGGAUCAAAUAGCAGAAGAAGUCAAUGACAAACUACAGGAAGCUGGCCAAGUGACCAUAUCAGAACUGUGCAAAGCAUACGACCUACCAGGGGACUUCCUGACAGAGUCCUUGACCGCACGUCUUGGAAAGAUUAUUCAAGGGAAGAUUGAUCAAAGCAACAAUAGGAGUGUGAUUUAUACAGAGACCUUCGUGGCUCGUCACCGCGCACGUAUCCGUGGUCUUUUCACUGCAAUUACAAAACCAACACCAGUCAUCAAUUUGAUUUCCCAGUACGGCUUUCAGGAACAUCUGCUUUAUUCCCUGUUGGAGGAGCUUGUUAACUGUGGACGUUUAAAGGGCACUGUGGUCGGCGGGAGGCAGGAUAAGGCUGUGUUUAUUCCUGACAUCUAUGCCAGAACACAGAGCAAUUGGAUAGACGCUUUCUUCAAGCAAAACGGUUACCUAGAAUUUGAUUCACUGUCUAGAUUGGGUAUCCCAGACCCUGUGAGUUAUGUCAGGAAGAGGUACAAGUCUGCCCACUUACUAUAUUUAAAGUCUGUGUGUGUUGGCCAGGGCAUUGUGGACCACGUGGAGGCCUCUGUGGAGGAGGCAAUAAGCUCGGGAUCAUGGCUGGAUAUAUUGCCCCUUCUGCCAAGUUGUUUGUCAGAUGAAGAUGCAGGAAUGUUACUCCAACAAGUGAUGAGAACAUUGAACAAGUCAUCGUCUGCUCGAGUCUUUGGAGAUACGAUUGUCGUUAGUGAAAAAUUUAUCACUGAAUGCUCAAAUGUCUUUAAUGGUCUCAUGCACCAUAAGGCUGAAAAGGAAAUGAAAAACAGCCCUGUUUUCCUGGUUACUGAAGAAGACCUUAAGCAAGCAGCGGUGUUCGAAAAUGCAACUGUAAACAAAAAAGAUAAAAGGGAAGAAAGACGGAAAAGGGCAUCAGAGGGCAGUGGAAGCACUCGAGGAGGCGGCGGUAGUAAUGCAAGAGAAAUAAAAAUAAAAAAAUCAAAGAAAAAGACAAGAAAGGACGAAGACAGUGAUGAUGAAUCACAGACAGUUAGCACAAAUAAACCAAAGGAACGCGAGAUCCCAUUUAUGUCUCUGGACGAAAUUCAGAACGUUUUACGAAAACAUGCCUCUGACUGCCCAGAUGAGCUGAUCCUUGAGCUUUCUGAAAAUUUAAUAAGGCCUUUAACAAAAAGUUACCAGGAAGUUUUGAGAUCGGUUUUCUUGUCCUCUUCAACAUUGGCAUCAGGGACCACUAGAAAACAAACCAUGAAAGACUUCCAAGAAGAGCUUUCCAACCUCUACAAUAAUAUCAGGUUGUUUGAAAGGGGAAUCAAGCAUUUUUCAGAUGAAACACAAAGCAGUCUUGCUAAGCAUCUCCUGAAGACCAUUUGCACAGAUAUUACCAAUAUGAUUUUCAAUUUUCUUGCUGCUGAUUUCAUGAUGGCUGUAGAAGACUACUCUACCAUUACAAGUGAGGUUAGAAAAAAGAUGUUAAACAAACUUCAAGAGGAGACUAAAGGCCCCUUAUCAAAACUUCAAGGUUCAUUAUCUGGAAAGAGUAUAGAAGAAUUUCUUUCAUUUCUGGACACAUCAGUAGAAGCGUGUGGCAUAUUAAUAAAAAAAGGCGAUAAGAAGAAAGAAAGGCAAGUUUUGUUCCAGCACAGGCAGGCUCUUUUAGAACAAGUGAAGGUGACAGAAGAUCCAGCUCUAGUCCUACAUCUCACUUCCGUUCUGCUGUUCCAGCUGACUACACACUGCAUGCUUCAUGCCCCAGGGAGAUGUGUCCCACAGAUUAUUGCUUUCCUGCACACAAAAAUCCCACAGGAUCAGCACGAGUUGUUGGCUAACUACCAGGGCCUUGUGGUAAAACAGCUAAUCGGACAGACAAAACAUAAUGACAAUGAGGAUCACGACACAUUGGGAGAUACAGCAACAGAGACCGAAAAAGGACCAGAAAGUAUUAGAAAAGAGCUUCAGGAGCUAACAACUGCCAUCAAAGAUAUAGUCCUUCGACCAAGAAAAAUCUCUAAUACAGAAGAAUAAUCAUCGGAUAUUGUAUAGCUAUGGACUUAUAUAAUUUGUUUAAUUUCUGCUUACAUUAAAAAGACCAACCAAUUCAAUGCAUUUAUUAAAUCAAGCUAUUGUUAAAAAGCCAAUUUCUAUCAAUGUUUUUGCUGGUAUUACGUAAUUAAGUAUGCAAUAAAGCUGUUGGAAAUGGUAGGCUGGGCUUCACACACAAUGCUAGCUGUUAAAACACCAAAGGCUAACUGGCAAGUUCUACCUAUAACAGAACAGCACAAUCGUGCUUUAGUUGUGUAGCGCAGCAUAUAAGCAUUGUAACAUGCAAUCUACAAUAAACAGUCCAUGGCAGGCUAAAUUAUUA